Epithele typhae is the source of this 459-nucleotide messenger RNA. Its product is annotated as RNA-binding domain-containing protein. The record is from RefSeq and is a predicted model, not a curated record. The transcript has 5 exons. Bases 1 to 459 code for a protein of 152 amino acids. Gene Ontology annotation, molecular function: RNA binding. NCBI's taxonomy places the organism in Eukaryota, Fungi, Basidiomycota, Agaricomycetes, Polyporales, Epitheliaceae.
AUGGAGGAAGGCACAAAGUCCAAGAAAACCGUCUUCGUCGGCGGAAUCGGCGACGACGUCGACGAAAACGCCAUUCUCGCCCACUUCGCCCCCUUCGGUGAUGUGAUCGAGGUACAGCUGCCGCUUGCCCCGACCAACCCUUCCCAUCCGAACGAAACAAAGCACCGAGGUUUCGCGUUCGUGACGUACUCCUCACCUGCCGACGCCCAGGAUGCUAUCGACAACAUGGACCUCAACGAACUUAACGGUCGCGUGCUCCGCGUGAACCUCGCCCGUCCUAUGAAGGGCCCCACACAGGCCGCUGGAAACAGAGCUAUCUGGGAGUCUGAAGACUGGCUCAGUAAAUACGCCAAGCCACUGGCUCAAAGCGGAGGUGCCACGCUGCGUGGUACAAAAGAAGGCUCGGCCGAGGCAGAGGACGAAACCGAAAACGCGCCAAACGAUGACAUGGAAGAAUGA